Molecule: messenger RNA, 594 nt
Organism: Entamoeba dispar SAW760
Lineage: Eukaryota; Evosea; Mastigamoebida; Endamoebidae
Exons: 2
Coding region: 1-594 (197 amino acids)
Molecular function (GO): GTPase activity; GTP binding
Source: RefSeq, a predicted model, not a curated record
AUGGAAUAUAAAGUAUGCCUCUUUGGUUUUGAGCACAGUGGAGUUAGAAGUCUUGUCCAUAGACUUAGUAGUGAUAAUUUCAGUGGACGCCCAAUAAUUUUUAAAGAAGAAUAUCAAUCUAUUGAGUACAAAAUAAAUAAAAAAGUAGUAAAGAUACAAAUUUGGGAUAAUUUGACUCUAGAACAAAAACAUAAAUCAACAAAUGAUUCAUUUAUUAAAGACGCUUCUGCUAUUAUCAUUGUUUGUGACAUUUUACAACCAAAUAUUGUUAUUAAAUUUAAAUCUCUUGUAACAAAGAUUCUUCUUUUUAAACCAAAUUGUAAAAUCCUUAUUGCGUUCAGUAAGAGUGAUCUUCCUAAUUCUGGAAUAGACCUAGAAAUAGCUGAACUGAUUCUAGAAAAAAAGCUAAACAUGGUAUCUGUUUCCUCUAAGACUGGUGACGGAAUACCAAAAAUUAAGGAGUUUAUUAUUUCUCAAAUCCAGGAAGAUAUGAGCAAAAAGGAAACUUCAACGUUACUCUCAUCAAAUGCUAAAACAUAUUUUACAAAAGAAAAAAAAGGACUUUCAAGAAUACGUCAAUUCUGCAAGUUUUAA